Molecule: messenger RNA, 2641 nt
Organism: Protopterus annectens (West African lungfish)
Lineage: Eukaryota; Metazoa; Chordata; Ceratodontiformes; Protopteridae
Gene: CTNNA2
Product: catenin alpha 2
Exons: 12
Coding region: 203-1816 (537 amino acids)
Biological process (GO): cell-cell adhesion; cell migration
Cellular component (GO): adherens junction; catenin complex
Molecular function (GO): beta-catenin binding; cadherin binding; actin filament binding
Source: RefSeq, a predicted model, not a curated record
AAAUUGAGUCGCUAAACAUGGUAGUUGCUGCCUUCCUCUGAGAUUCUCAUAAACGGGGUAUUUUUUCCCCUCCAAAAUGAAUUAGUCUUUGGAGUUACUUGUAUUAGUCAUUGGAGGGUGUGGAUUGUGCACAGAGAAAAGGAACAAAAUAAAGACUGGAAGAAAGGAAAAAGGGGACCCCUUGAACAGUGCUAUAGAGAAGAUGACGAAGAAAACAAGAGACCUCCGAAGACAACUACGUAAAGCUGUUAUGGACCACAUCUCAGAUUCUUUCUUGGAGACUAACGUCCCCUUGCUGGUUCUUAUUGAGGCUGCCAAAAGUGGAAAUGAGAAGGAAGUCAAAGAGUAUGCCCAAGUCUUUCGUGAACAUGCGAACAAGCUAGUGGAGGUUGCCAACCUUGCCUGCUCAAUCUCAAAUAAUGAAGAAGGUGUGAAGCUGGUCCGUAUGGCUGCAACCCAGAUUGACAGCCUCUGUCCACAGGUGAUCAACGCUGCCCUUACCCUAGCAGCAAGACCACAAAGUAAAGUAGCACAAGACAAUAUGGAUGUUUUUAAAGAACAGUGGGAGAAACAAGUCCGCGUUCUUACUGAAGCUGUUGAUGAUAUCACAUCUGUGGAUGACUUCCUAUCAGUCUCAGAGAACCAUAUUCUGGAGGAUGUCAAUAAGUGUGUGAUAGCCCUACAGGAGGGUGAUGUUGAUACUCUGGACAGAACAGCAGGAGCCAUUCGAGGCCGUGCAGCUCGAGUCGUUCAUAUUAUUAAUGCAGAAAUGGAGAACUAUGAAACAGGAGUCUACACUGAGCGAGUCUUGGAGGCUAUAAAAUUGCUGUCUGAAACAGUUAUGCCACGUUUUGCUGAACAAGUGGAGGUUGCGAUUGAAGCCUUGAGUGCAAGUGUCCCACAGCCAUUUGAAGAGAAUGAAUUCAUAGAUGCCUCCCGCUUGGUUUAUGAUGGAGUUCGUGACAUCAGGAAAGCUGUUUUGAUGAUAAGGACCCCUGAAGAAUUAGAAGAUGAUUCUGACUUUGAGCAGGAAGAUUAUGAUGUGUGCAGCAGAACAAGCAUUCAGACAGAAGAUGAUCAACUGAUAGCUGGACAAAGUGCACGAGCUAUCAUGGCUCAGCUGCCCCAGGAGGAAAAAGCGAAAAUCGCAGAGCAGGUGGAGAUUUUCCAUCAGGAAAAAUGCAAACUGGAUGCUGAAGUGGCCAAGUGGGAUGACAGCGGGAAUGACAUCAUUGUGCUGGCGAAACAGAUGUGUAUGAUCAUGAUGGAAAUGACCGACUUCACUAGGGGGAAAGGACCACUGAAGAAUACAUCUGAUGUCAUCAAUGCAGCUAAGAAAAUUGCUGAGGCUGGAUCCAGGAUGGACAAACUUGCACGUGCCGUAGCUGACCAGUGUCCAGAUUCUGCCUGCAAACAAGAUUUGUUGGCCUAUCUUCAGCGUAUCGCCCUCUAUUGUCAUCAGCUUAAUAUCUGCAGUAAAGUAAAGGCUGAGGUACAGAACUUAGGAGGAGAACUGAUUGUGUCUGGGCUGGAUAGUGCUACAUCUCUUAUUCAGGCUGCUAAAAACUUGAUGAAUGCUGUAGUAGUGACUGUAAAGGCAUCAUACGUGGCUUCCACAAAGUAUCAGAAGGUAUAUGGUACAGCUGCUGUGAACUCACCUGUUGUCUCCUGGAAGAUGAAAGCUCCAGAGAAAAAGCCCCUGGUAAAGAGAGAGAAACCUGAUGAAUACCACACGCGAGUUCGUAGAGGUUCUCAGAAGAAACACAUUUCUCCAGUACAAGCUCUAAGUGAAUUCAAGGCUAUGGAUACCUUUUGAAACACUAGGUUGCAGUGACAGGGCAUACAUCUUAAUUUUUUUUUGUAAAGAAAGCAUACCUGCUGACUUGUACAUACAUAAGAAUGAAGCAGUCACAUAUAAAUAAACAAACGUUCAUCUGCUUACCUGAUAAAAACAGCAGCAAUUUGUUUGUUGUAAUAUGAUGUUUUACUGACUAGGCUAUGAAUUUGUUCUAAUGAAGUAUUACACAGUCCAAAGAAACUAUUAAUGCUUGAAAGUAAUUAAUGUGAAAGUGGCUAAAUUAGCACUGAAACUGUGUGUACAAUACACUCUGAGUUGGCAGGUAUGUUGAAAUGAGAACUGGUCAUACAGCAGAUUUAGGCAACAAGGGUUUGUUUGCUUCUUUCAUAAUAUGCAGCAUUUGCUAGCUGGAAACAAGGAAUAUUUGACCCAGUGGACCUGACAUCUGUUACAUCAUGUUAAAAGCUUAGACUAAUACAGUAUAGUGCGUGAACCUUAAAACUAAAGAAACUACUGUAGCUAGAAUCAAUGCUUCCGUUAUCAUUUUACUAACUUUUUAAGUUUUUGUAGUGAUGGGAUAAUAAUGCACAUGUUAUGCAUUGUUAAGGUAUUAAAACAAAGUUUAACACAUACCCAUCAACACCUCUGUGGUGUUAAAUGAAGCACAUUAAGGUGCCUGAUAUUGCCUUUUGUUUUCUUUAGAUUUAGAAGAACAGGCAGGAAUGUUUAGAAGAAAAUUUAGUGAAAAUUAACUGUGUGCAAGUAUGGAUAGUUCUGAUUCUAUCUUAUGUUUGUAACAUGCCUUUGUACCAAUGUGCUCUCCAAUAAACUCAUUUAACUCUG